GCCCGGCCAUUCACUAACCAACCAGCAACAGGAGAGCUCCUCUCGAAGUACAAGAGAUCUCGUUAGCUAUCUAGCCACAGCCCACAGGAGUUAAGCGCAACUCUCCUCCACCUGACCACAGCCCACAGGAGCAGCUCGAUCACUAUCCAAAUCAUCGACGACAAUGCAGUACGCAGCUGAGCAGGCGUGGUACAUGCCGAUGGGGCCAGCGGCGGCGGCAUCGUCAAUGGAGAGCGCGGUGGCGCGGGUGGAGCGGCUGGCGUCGGAGAGCGCGGUGGUGGUGUUCAGCGUGAGCAGCUGCUGCAUGUGCCACGCCGUGAAGCGGCUCUUCUGCGGCAUGGGCGUGCACCCCACGGUCCACGAGCUGGACCUGGACCCGCGGGGCCGAGAGCUGGAGCGCGCUCUGGCCCGCCUCGUGGCCGGCUUCGGCGCCUUCGGCUCUGCCGCCCCCGUCGUCCCCGUCGUCUUCAUCGGCGGGAGGCUCGUGGGCGCCAUGGACCGCGUCAUGGCCGCGCACAUCAACGGCUCCCUCGUCCCGCUCCUCAAGGACGCCGGCGCGCUCUGGCUCUAGGCUUCGAUUCUGCGUACUGUUUCCGCAUAGGUCUUUCAUUUAUGCUGUUACCCCUCCUGCUAAUUACGAGUACUACUCCUCUAGGUGCUAAUAGAGUACUACGUACGGUGCCCUCUUGUUAUUGUGACCAGGGAGACGCAUACUAAGGUGAUACGGCUAGCUAGCUAGGCGAAGGAUACAACCACACGGUUUCAAGUGUGUUUGUGUUGUGUGUGUAAGAAGUUGGUGUGUGCCUUGUUGUUUCAACUACUAGGAAUGCCUCUCCGUCCGUGUACGUUGGAUGCAGCGCAUGCAUGUGGUGUUUGGCCUUCUCGAAAAAAAAAAUGUGGUGUUUGGCCGGCGUGCUGGAUCGAUGUGUGUGUGCUUGCUUGGAGUUAAUGUAUACUACCGGUAGGUAGUGUUUUAUCGCCUCCUAAAUUCAUACAGCUUCCAGAUUCCUUU
Brachypodium distachyon (stiff brome) is the source of this 1012-nucleotide messenger RNA. RefSeq names its product glutaredoxin-C3. The record is from RefSeq and is a predicted model, not a curated record. NCBI's taxonomy places the organism in Eukaryota, Viridiplantae, Streptophyta, Magnoliopsida, Poales, Poaceae. The transcript has a single exon. Bases 164 to 571 code for a protein of 135 amino acids.